CCUCCCCCUGCUCCGAUUAGACACGAGCUAAAAAGGCAUCGGGUUCUGCUUGGCGGUGCAGGAACCGCGAUUUCUGGGAGAAAAAAACAACUUUGCACGGCGGCGGCUUAAAAAACUGUGAUUCAUUGAUGGUUGUCCCUGCCGGUGAUGUCAGCGGGGCGUUAUUUCUAUCGAAUAAGUCCGUGCAUUUGAAACUCCCACCACACCCGCCUGCCGGCGUCAUAUCUACUCCUUAAAUACCAAGACCGGUCUUCAGUCGAAGGCUUAAAGCAGCAACUGCAGAACGAUAUACAUCUGCCCGACCUUAAAGGAAUUUACAAUUUGAACCUCUGACUAAAGGAACUUAUUUUUGAAGUGAAGACAUUGCUAAGAAUAAACCCGGUAAGCGAUGUCAUUUAACCCGACGUUCUAUGAGUGUAUUCUCCCGGGGACGCGGCGGCGGCGGAGUCAGAGUUAACCUCGCAGGCAGUCGGCAGGGCUGAGAGAAAGCAGCACGGCGUUUAGACCUCUCCGGACAAACCACUUGUGUGUGUGCUUUUCUUGUUAACCCACCACCAACCCCUCCAUCUUUCGAAGACAAAAGAAAAAACCAUCACCUUCACACGGACAAAUCCAGAUACAUACACCGCACACGAAUCGUCGAUUUAUCUGUUUCAGCAGGAAAACGCCGAGAUUUUUUUUGUUUCCGCAACGCUAAGGGCGCCACAAUAUUGCAUGAUUCCUUUAAGAGUCUAAGGGACUUUCUUUUGUGACUCGAAGAUCGAUCAGAGGUAAUCUAAUGGACCAUACAAGCACCAGGAGCUGUUCCAGAGCCCCGACUUGUGAGGCCCAUCAAAACGAGCCUUCAAUGCGUGUAGUCAUCCAUACUACGACCGGAGCCCAGUAUGAUCUUUCUGUUCCAGUAGACGAAACGGUGGAAGGACUCAAACGGAGGUUGUCACAGCGCUUAAAGGUUGCCAAGGAGCGCCUCGUCCUCUUGCACAAAGAAACGCGGUUAAAUUCUGGAAAACUGCAGGAUCACGGUAUAAUAGAAGGAAGCAAAUUAACUCUUGUCCCCACUGUGGAGGCUGGACUAAUGUCUCAAGCUUCACGGCCGGAACAAUCAGUGAUGCAGGCUUUGGAAAGCUUAACGGAAACUCAGGUCAAUGACUUUCUGUCGGGACGGUCACCUCUGACCCUUGCCCUGCGGGUAGGCGACCACAUGAUGUUUGUUCAGCUGCAGUUGGCGGCGCAGCAGGCUGGCAGCCAGCUCCAGCACCGGCAUGUCAUUGCCAGCCGGGAGAGCAGCAGCAGCGGAGGUACAGCGGCGGUGGCAGCAGCAGCAGCGGCAGCAGCAGCAGCAGCGGCGGCGGCAGCAGUGGCGGCACCAGCGCCCAGCUUUGCCAACACUCAAGGACUUCACAGGCAAGCGGUGGGAGCCUCGAACUGUAACCACAUAGCAGCCUGCCAGCCAGCGAUGGCCAUUCCGGCCCCCACACCCCCUGCCCCCGCCACCACCUGCUUCAGCCCUGCUCGCCCGUCAUCGGUCACCGCUGGAUCCUUCCGCUCACACGGGGCCAACACGUCGACGAGCGGCCACAACAUCGCUGCUUCUUCUUGUACUGAGGGUGACUGCAGUACAAGAAACACUAGUCCCACUGCUUCGGGCAAGUCUCGGAAACCAGGUGCCAUCAUCGAGAGCUUUGUCAACCAUGCCCCUGGGGUUUUCUCAGGAACCUUCUCAGGCACUUUGCACCCAAACUGCCAGGACAGCACUGGAAGGCCCCGCCGUGAUAUCACCACCAUCCUGCAGAUCCUGAACGACCUGCUGAGCGCCACCCGUCACUACCAGGGGAUGCCGCAGUCCCUGGCCCAGCUGCGCUGCCAGACGCAGUGCGCCCCCAGCCCCCCUUCACCUUCGCCUUCUCCACCGUCCCCCGGCUGCGCCAACAAAACUACCUCCGAAGACACAGCCCAGCAACCACUGCAUUCCCUUGUCCAGUGCCAGAGCCAGAUCAGGAUGUGCAAGUCAAAUGGCGAACGACUGCGACAGACGGAGAACCGUGCUACGCGUUGCAAGGUGGAGCGCCUGCAGCUGCUGAUGCAACAGAAGAGGAUGCGCAGGAAGGCUCGGAGAGACGCCAGGGCGCCGUACCAGUGGCUGCCGAACCGCAAGUCCAGCCGGACUAACAGCAACAGCAGCGUGUCGAGCGAUGGCAGCCUAGACUUGGACUUUGAGGACGCUGUGUGGAAGCCUGAAGUCAAAGCUGACAUCAAGUCUGAAUUUGUCGUGGCGUAGACCCACCUUGGCAAGGGGCGUAAAGAGCAGGACGUUUUUUUAUUUCGGCGACCAAAAUGUACUCUGAGCAAACUUCUAGUGGUUGCACGUGGAAUAUACAGAAGAAGGGGAGAGAGAGAGAGAAAGAGUGUGAGAAAAGAGAGAGCUUAAAGUGUGGUCUCCUGAAAUCAGGACUGUACAUCUGAAAAAAAAACAUUUAGUUACCACAAAACACGGACGCUGCCUGCAGUUCAAGUUGGGGGAAAGUAAAGUCACAUGAUUAAGUGGAUCUAACAAACAAUGGUUGGCGUGUCUGCAGUAACAACAAAUGGCUGCCUUACAAAAUGGUCAAUCAUGACGGAGAUUGGAGAAGACUCGGCAUGUCCGGACAUGAGAAUGCCUUUUCUCUUGAUGAUAAAAGCUGCACCGUAAAGCUGCUUGUUGCCAUGGUUGCACUGGUUUUUUCACGCAAAGGUAGCAGGCCCGCCCGCUGCUGUCGCUAAUAAUUUAAAACAAAUGCCUCCCUUGCCUCUCUGAGAAGGAGGGCAGUCAAUACCUUUUAUCAGAAAGGAAAGAAAUGAUAAUAAGAAACAUAAUACUGUAUGUAGCAUUGUUCACCAACACUCUGAAAGCAUUUAGUUACUGAAAUUUUGCACAAUUAUUGACAGCGUGACAACAGGUAGCUUUCGUUCGAGCAGGUUUGUCCAGUGUUGACUGCACACACACCCCACCCCCCCACCCCCGCCCCGCGGUGACGUGUCUGUUGACCCUAUGGAAACGGUUGACUUUGGAGACAAAGGCAGUGGGAGUUGUUUGUUCUGCAGCCUAUUUCCGAUGCCCGGUUUCAGACUGGAAAGGGUUUAAGUUGCUGAUGCGGGUGGAGAGGGUGCCAACAACUUAGCUCACCUUCACCCUGCUGUUCAGGGAUGGGAGGGGCAUGGAAUCUCUACACAGUGAGGCAAAAUAUAAACACCCUCUUUUUGUUUUAUUGGUAGUUUUUUUUCAUACAGAACUGAGCCAGAUCAUUUUAGAGGUAGACUUGUGGUACAGUACUAGCUGAUGUAGACUGUAGAUAAAUUGCAAGAUCCAAUAUCUCUCUAAUUGCUUUCUGCAAACCACAUCUCGGACUUACCAGUAAGUAGAUGGAAGCUUUAUUCUGACUUCAGUACAGUGCAGAACAGGUGAUGGCCAUUGACUUAGUCCUGGGAGCACAGGUAAUUAGUAUACUGCAGAUCUUGGCAUUGGCAGAAAAUUUCCCACUCUGCUUAACCCAAUGCAAGUGUUAUUGCUUUAGCCCAAUGGUACAAGUUUAAAAAAAAAAUUUUUAAGUGUAAUUCCGCUCCAAUCUUUUUUUUGUUAGGUAAUAAAUUUGCAUUUUGUUGUGCAUGUGUGUGUGUGAAAAACAGACCGAAGAGCAUGUAUAAGGGGGUUGGUGGGAUGGGGAGGGGUUGUGUGUUUUUUGAUCAAAACUUGUUGCAUAAGUAAGCCUCUUGCAUAUCCUCUUGAAAAGUCAGUACCUGGAGCGAGGGUCUGUUUUGGCAAACAGCCCCGCGAUGUCAAACUGCAAAGAUUAGUUUCGAGCUCCGCGGUGGGGCCCGGUUUGAAAUGAAGUUUAAAUGUGUGCCGGUUAUUUGGCCCUGGUGAAAAAAAUGCAGUGCGUGAGGUGUGUUCCUACAAUGUCACUGAAACAAUCGGCCCUGCUCCCGUUUAGCAAUGUCUCCAAGACUACAAAUUAAGAUUUGAAGCACCCAAGGUCCUACCGUUGCAAUACUGUGAUGUCUCAACCCAAUCUCUUCCUCACCAGUGUCGGGAACACAAGUGCCUUUUUUGAUCGUAAAGUCUGCUUCUGUGUCCUUGGCCUCAGCUGGGAGAUCUUCCCUCCCCCUGCCCCUGUCCCACACGUGCUCUCACUUAAAGUCUAUGGAAAGGCCAGUGCUGUGUCUCUUUCCCCCCCCCACCUGCCCACCCCACACUUCUGUGUCUUCCUAGAGUCUGUGUGCUUUCUCCGUCUUUGUCAUUUGAAAUGAGACUUGUUUCCGCUUGCUACUGUGCAAAGAGAAAUGUUAUGACACUCUACUCCAUGCUGAAUAGGCCGUGCCUCCAUUAUGUGUGCGACAUGACCCUGCAAGGCCAUUGUAGUGUAUCAAAGGUGUGCCAUCUGGACUCGUAUUGUCCUGUGUCCUUGUGACUUGAGCACAAGUUAUAACGUCCCACUUCUGUUUGUGAUCUUCCUGCUCGUAUUUACUGUAGGUUUUUUAUAUAUAAACACAUAUAUAUAUUUAACUGACUUUGUACUGUGUGCUUUCCAUUGUGCCCCUAUCCUGGUUUUAAACAAAAACGUAAAGAAGCAUUAAUUCACCAGUUUGUUGGUGGAGAUUAAAUGUAUGAACACCUCAUUUAAAUAUUCUGUAUUCUUGUAGCCAAUUUAAAAAAAAAGAUACAAUGUUCUAGCUAGCCUGGUGUAGCACAAAUGUGACUGUAUUAAUUUAUAAACCAAAAUGGUGACUGUGAACUAGGUAUUUAUUUGUGCUUUUGAAAGUCUUUUGAGAAGGGGGGGGGGGGGGGUAAGCGACGUCACAGUUUGAACGUGGCCAGGGUUGAUGCAAUCUCCUCCAUGGAUUCUGCACCCGUUUCCAUUAAUUCUAAGCAAUACAUUUCAUUGUGACUUGGAAUGGGCCUUGCUGUUCACUUGGGUUUGUUGGGGUUGGUUCAAGGUAACCAAAAUAUUAUUGUCACUUGGGAUUUUGCAUUUACCUCUGCCUUAUACACUUGGCAAGACAUGAGGGUUGGCAGAUUGUCAACUGAAGCAUUGGAAUGAAGCAGAAAACAGUAAAUUAUGUAUUGGUAUGUAGAUAAACUUACAUGCAUGUAUCAUUAGGACUUGACAAUGGUUUGUGGGACAUACAGUAAUUGGUUGUUAUGUGGUAAUCUGAACAUGUACAAACUUGUAUUAGGUUUUUGUAUAGCAUUGGAGGGAAAAAAAACAACUCCACAGGUAUAAAUAAUAAUAAAAGACCAAAUGUUGGUGAUAAACAUA
This is a messenger RNA of Amblyraja radiata (thorny skate), 5294 nucleotides long. It is a transcript of the gene midn, whose product is annotated as midnolin. The coding region runs from base 779 to 2278 and encodes 499 amino acids. The record is from RefSeq and is a predicted model, not a curated record. Lineage: Eukaryota; Metazoa; Chordata; Chondrichthyes; Rajiformes; Rajidae. Gene Ontology annotation, molecular function: protein binding. Gene Ontology annotation, cellular component: nucleus. The transcript is spliced from 9 exons.